AUGGAUCGUUUAGAAAACAUAACAGAAUUUGUUGUUGUUUCAAAUUUGGAAAAUCGUGUUUUAAAUGCUGCAAUAAGUAAAGGUCAAGAUUGGUGGAAACAUCGUCGCGAUCACAAUCAACCAAAUCAACCAAACCAGCCAAAUCAGUCAAAUCAGCCAAAUCAACCAAAUCAGCCAAAUCAGUCAAAUCAACCAAAUCAAGGCAAUGUACCACAAUCAAUUCCUCAAACUAGUGCACCAACGCCCAUAGUUGGCGUUCCUGGUUACCUUACAAUAACUAUUCUUCGCGCAGAAGAUCUACGUGAACCACCAUUAUCCAUGAUUAAAGCAUCUAUAUCAUCAUCGGAUCGUCCUUAUGUUAUUGUUGAAUGCAAUCAACAGCGUUUUCAAACGUUGCAAGCUGAUUCAAAUUCUUCAAAUCGCCAUCCACAAUGGACUUCUGGCAAUGGUCCAUUUGGUUUUAAUAUUUUUAAUCCAUAUACUGAUCAUUUAACUGUUUGGGUUCAGGGGCAAGAUCCACUUCGUAUUAUCAAAAAUGACAAAGUAAAGAUAUUAGGAAUGUGUGAGAUGAAUGUUAGUCGAUUGAUUGGCGAAAAACAAAUGUGGCUACCAUUAAGAGACGGCAACAAACCGGCUGGACAACUUCUACUGCAAUGUGUUUUUAGGCCUAGUGAAAGACCGCCACCACCGUAUAAUAACUACUAUGAAUUUUAA
Rotaria socialis is the source of this 714-nucleotide messenger RNA. NCBI's taxonomy places the organism in Eukaryota, Metazoa, Rotifera, Eurotatoria, Philodinida, Philodinidae. The record is from the annotation of a GenBank genome assembly.